AUGCUCUUCUUCUUCUUCUUCUUCUUCUCCAUCCUCGCAAAUACCAAAAUGCCAGGACCCUCCCGCCGCGUCGCCCGCGUCGCUGCCAAAAUCGUUCUCGACCAAGCCCGCCGCGCUACCUGGGUCGCGGCCGAAGCCGCCUUCGCUGGGCGUCUGUCUACGGCCGAUUGGCGUCGUUUCUACUACGCCGAGCUCGCGGCCGAAGUGGCCUUCGAGGCUAUUCUCCGAGGCUUUGGCGAAUUCCGCGGUUAG
Cordyceps fumosorosea ARSEF 2679 is the source of this 252-nucleotide messenger RNA. RefSeq lists its product as hypothetical. The record is from RefSeq and is a predicted model, not a curated record. The transcript has 2 exons. The coding region runs from base 1 to 252 and encodes 83 amino acids. Lineage: Eukaryota; Fungi; Ascomycota; Sordariomycetes; Hypocreales; Cordycipitaceae.